AUGACUUUUAGCCGGGGUGUUGAGUUCUUAUUGGCCGUAAGGGAGCAUUACACAGAUAUGAUGAUGGUCGAACGCAUUGAUGGUUGGCGUUUCCACGUUCGUGGUGGGCAACGUGACUGUUUGGUUGACUUAGAAGCAAAAUCUUGUUCAUGCGGGGUGUUUGGUGUUGAGAAAAUACCAUGUUCACAUGCAAUUAAGGCUGCCAAAUCCGCUGGAUGGCAUAUGUUUACCGUGGUAGAAGCUUACUAUAGAAAAGAUUAUGUCUAUGCAUCGUACGCGGCUAACAUUAUGCCCAAUGUCGAGCACACUCCGAUUGGGCCACAUAUCCGAUGUAUGCCUCCAAUACCGAAGCGGAAGCCUGGUAGGCAAAAGAAGUCUCGUUGGCUUACAUGGCUAGAACUGUCACUGAUACUAAUAGUAUUUGUUCAGGUUGCUGAAGACGGAGAGUAG
Messenger RNA from Camelina sativa (false flax), 450 nucleotides. The record is from RefSeq and is a predicted model, not a curated record. Lineage: Eukaryota; Viridiplantae; Streptophyta; Magnoliopsida; Brassicales; Brassicaceae.